This is a messenger RNA of Sipha flava (yellow sugarcane aphid), 2546 nucleotides long. It is a transcript of the gene Noc3, whose product is annotated as nucleolar complex protein 3 homolog. Gene Ontology annotation, biological process: DNA replication initiation. Bases 135 to 2507 code for a protein of 790 amino acids. The transcript is spliced from 14 exons. Gene Ontology annotation, molecular function: chromatin binding. Gene Ontology annotation, cellular component: nucleolus. NCBI's taxonomy places the organism in Eukaryota, Metazoa, Arthropoda, Insecta, Hemiptera, Aphididae. The record is from RefSeq and is a predicted model, not a curated record.
AUUGUAUUUAAAUACUAAGUGAAAAACAUUCAGCAUAAGUGCAUUUAUUUUCAGUUGCGUGAAAUUCAAUGAUGGAUUAUUAAUAACACAAUUUUGUAUUGAUUUUGAUAUAUAUUUGUUUUUCAAUUUUAACAAUGGUUAACAAAAAAAUGACUAAAAGUAGAAAAACUAGUGAUGUUAAAAGACGUAACCAUUUACGAAAUAAGGGACACAUCAAAACAAAAAAACAUAAAUCCAAAGCAUACAAUGUUCCUCAACAACCAUUGAAUAGACGGGGUGAUCCUAUGGAAGAUUUAGAAGAAGAAGAAGUAGAAAACAGUGAUAUCGGAGAUGAAAUGUUAGAAAUGGUUGACCAAGAGGACUUGGAUUUUCUUAAAAAAAACAUUGGCAACCAAAAUUACAAACUAUACAAUCGUAUUCAAAUUAAUAAUGAUGGAAAAAAUAAAAAAUCUCGAGAUAAUGAUGUUGAAGAAUUAGAAAAUGAAUAUGAAAGUAGGACAUUGAUGAUGAAAGAAGAUGAUGUAUCUAUAAAAAAACCUUUACUGCCAAUCAAAACUAAAGAUGGUAUUUUAAGAAGAUACACUCUAGAGAAAGAUGAAAUAGAAUUAGAGAAGCCACAAUCUAAAAAGCAAAAAAUUGAUGAUGAUGAAGAAAAUGAAAAUGACAAUAAUAAUGAUGAUUAUGUUUUGUUGGAUACAAAUGAACCUGAAAAAGAAAUAUCAGUCAACAGAGGAGAACCAAUAAGUGUUGCAAAAUUAUAUGCCAAACGAGAAAAUACAAUUCAACAUUAUAAACAGCGUAUUGGACUAUUAGCUAGUACAUUAUUAGAAAAUCCUGAUUUAAAAAUUGGAAACAUAGCACAUCUUCUUGAAAUAAUGGAAAAACGUGAUCCAGAGCUACAAGUUACAGUAAAAAAAUUAGUAACUCUUACAUUAUUAGAAGUUUUCAAAGAUCUUCUACCUGGUUAUCAACUAAAAUUAAAUCAAUUUGAUGGAGUUAAAUUGAAAUUGGUUACAAAAGAAUUAAUUGGUUAUGAAAGUCAAUUGCUGAAGGGUUAUAAAAUUUAUCUGACUAAUUUAGAAAAAAUGGCUAGUACUCUUCACAGAAAAAAAGGAGAUACUCGAGUUAUAACAAACGUUCAUAUUAGUUUGGCUGAAAUAGCAGUUAAUUGCAUGUGUGAAUUAUUAACAUCACAUUCAUAUUUUAACUUUGCAGUCAAUAUUGGGCAUUUGUUAACUCUUUAUUUAGAUAACAAAAAUGUUAAUGUUAGAAAAAAAGUUGAAGAGACAUUUAUUAAAAUUUUUAAGGAAGAUAAAAAAGGAACUAUAUCAUUAGUGAUAGUUCGACGUAUAAAUCAACUUGUUAAAACAAGAAGUCACUGUGUUCACAGUGAGCUUUUAUCUGUUUUGCUUGCUUUACCUAUCAAAAAUGUUAACCUUGAUAAAGAAAAAGAAGAUAUCAUAAAAUCAAAAAAAUUUAUGACAAGAAAACAAAAAUUGUUAGCUAUGUCAAAAAAAGAACGUAAAAGAAGUAAAAUGUUGGAUAAAUUAGACAAAGAAAUGCUUGAGACAAAGGCAGAAGAAAAUGUAAAAAGUCACAUGAAUAAUUUAACUGAAAUUACUAAACUUGUAUUUUUAAUUUACUUUAGAAUACUAAAAACUGCACCUCGCUCUAAAUUAUUAUCCAUUUGUCUUGAAGGAUUAGCAAAAUACAGCCAUUCAAUCAAUAUAGAAUUCUACCACGAUAUCCUUACAGUUUUAGAUUCGGUUAUAAAAAAACAUCAACUAAAUGUUCAUGAACAACUUUGUUGUAUUAAAACCAUCUUUGUAAUAUUAUCUGGACAAGGAACUGUAAUCAACAUUGAUCCAGUUCACUUUUAUUCACAUUUGUACAAAGUGAUUCCUGAAUUGGAUUGUUGUAGAAACCAUGAUAAUUUAGAAACUUUUCUUCGUACAAUUGAAGCAUUAUUCUUGGUUGGUCGUAAAAAAGUAACUGCUAAUUCUACACUGUCAUUUGUGAAAAGAUUGUCAUCUUUAUCUCUCCAAACACUUCAUAAUUCAUCACUAGGAAUUUUAGCAGCUCUCCGAACUAUAAUUCAAACAAACAAAAACACAGAAGCAUUGUUGGAUGUUGACCCAUCAUAUGGUCAAGGCAUUUACAAUGCUGAAUUACAAGAACCAGAAUAUAGUAACGCUAGCAGUACAUCAUUAUGGGAACUUUUAGCUUUGCAACGGCAUUAUCAUCCUGAAGUAUGUAAAAUGUCAAAAACUGUGGCUUCAAUGACAGCUCCACAAAAUAAUCAUAAUCAUUUAAAACCAGAAUUAGCAAAAAUGACACCUAGUGAAUGGUUUAAAGAAUAUGAUCCUACUAAUGUGGCAUUCAAUCCAGCAGUCAUGCCUCCUGUAAAGGUACCUCAGAGAGUACCAGCACAUUAUCCAACGCUUCCAUAUGCUGAUGUUUUGAAUAAAAAUUAUUCCAAUGUAAAUUUUUCAAAAGAUUUUUUUUAAAUUUGUACUGUGAUUGUAAAUUUAAUAAAGAUCUAUUAA